AUGGCUGAUCCCGGAAAGUGCUUGCUGGCGGCUGGACCUCCGGGUGUCGGAAAAAGCACCGUUGCUGAAAUCAAAUCUGAAGCUACAUUUAUCAGCAACAUUGUUGAGGAUAUCUUAGUCAAAGUACGUGGUGACACAUGUUUGAAUGUGGCCAAACACCCAGUUGGAAUACAAUCGUGCGUACAAGAGGUGAAAGAGCUUUUAGGUGUUGGUGGAAAUGAUCGUUGUGUGGUUGGGAUUUGGGGGAUAUCUGGAAUAGGCAAGACAACAAUUGCAAAAGCUGUUUAUAAUGCGAUUGCUCAUAAGUUUGAAGGUAGAUGUUUCUUGGCAGAUGUUAGAGAAGCAUCAACAUCACGUCAAGGCGUAAUCCAACUACAAAACACUCUUCUUUCUAAGGUUCUAUGCGGUACAGAGUUGAAAGUUGUCGAUGUUCAUGAAGGAAUCAGCCUUAUAAAGAAACUGUUGAGGGGAAAGAAGAUUCUCUUAAUUCUUGAUGAUGUGGAUCGAUUGGAGCAGUUAAACAACUUGGUUGAAGUUGAUAAGUUCGGUGAGGGUAGCAGAGUGAUCAUAACCUCAAAAAAUAGAGGAUUGCUGGAAUCUUAUGGAGUUGAGUUGAUAUAUGAGGUCCAAAAGCUAAUGGAUGACAAGGCUCUUGAGCUUUUAAGUUUGAACGCCUUCGGAAUAAAUGAACCUCCAGAUGAUUAUUUAAUACUUGCACGUCGUGCAAUAGCUUAUGCUCAAGGCCUUCCGUUAGCUCUUAAUUUGAUAGGUUCUCAUCUGCGUAAGAAAAGUAUAGAUCGCUGGAAAGCUAUAUUGGAUAGUUAUGAUUCUUACGUAAGAGAACCUUAUACAGAUAUUCAAAGAAUACUUCAAAAAAGUUAUGAUGCCUGGGAUAAUGUUGUGCAACAAGUUUUCCUAGACAUUGCAUGUUUCUUUAAGGGUAACCAUAAAGACUACGUGUUACAGAUAUUAAAAAGUUCGAAGCUCAAUGUACCUCAAGAUUGUAUUGAAGUACUCGUUGAGAAUGCCAUCAUAACUAUUGAAGAUAAUAUGAUUUUGAUGCAUGACUUGCUAGAAAAAAUGGGUAAGCGUAUAGUUUACGAAGAAUCUCCCACUGAACCAGGGAAACGUAGCAGGUUGUGGUUUCAUGAAGAUGUGUACCAUGUUCUAACUGAAAAUCAAGGAACAAAGAAAAUUAAAGGCAUUGUGGUGGAGCUGCCCGAACCAGAUGUGAUAACUUUGAAUGUAGGAAGCUUCUCGCAGAUGGUAAAUCUUGAAAUUUUUAUAUACCGUAAUGCACGCUUUUUUGGACACGUUGAUUAUCUGCCCAAUGAUUUGAGGUGGAUUGAAUUGAGUGGACGAUCCAAUAUUCAUCGAGAGCAUACGGUUGUGUUCAAUUUGCCAUCUAAUUAUAAUCCAAGGCAUCUUGUUAUGUUUGAUAUAUCAUAUAGUGGCAUCAGGCAACUAAAGGGAUUUAAGAAUUCAGCAAAGCUUACAUCUAUGAAUUUAAGUGGUUGCAAAUUCUUGGAAAAAAUCCCCGACUUCUCCGGAAUCCCAAACCUAAAGCACUUGGACUUAAGUGAAUGUAAAAGUUUGGUUGAGGUUGAUGAUUCUGUUGGAUUCCUUGAUAAACUUGUCGAAAUGGAUCUUAGUGGGUGCUCUAGGCUUACGAGGUUUGUAACAAGACUUGGAUUGAGAUCCCUUAAAAAGCUCUCUCUUUGUGGUUGCACAAGGCUUGAGACUUUCCCAGUAAUAGAGAACAAGAUGAAAUCCCUAUGGCGUUUGGACAUAAAAAGAAGUGGCAUAAGAGAAUUGCCUUCAUCAAUUGCUUAUCUUACUGGGCUUGAAAGCUUGGAAGCACGUGGUUGUGAGAACCUUACAAAUGUGUACAUAUGUGGAUGUCCAAAUCUGACCACAGCUGAUUUGGAUAUUUUAGAUGACAAGUGUAUCACAAUAGCCCUUUCCAACCUAUACUAUCUUGAUUUUAGAGGAUGCAAUCUUUCAGAAAGUAAUUUUCUUGUGCCUCUUGAUUGCUAUUCCAGAUUAAAAUUUCUUGAUCUGUCGAGAAACAAUUUUGUUUGUCUUCCGGAUUGCAUUAGCCAAUUUUCCAUCUUGGAGGAACUUUCUUUGAGUGGUUGCAAGAGGCUUCGGGAAAUUCCACAAGUCCUUCCACCAAUACUAAAGCACUUGUAUCUCGAUGAUUGCACAUCUUUGGAGAAAAUGUCAAAAUUGCCCCCAAUGCUUAAGCGUCUGGACUUGCGCAAUUGCUUUGGACUAAGUGGCGAUGAGGUUGCAAAGUUGGAAAACAAUUUGUUGUUGAAUCAGGAAUCUCUUCGGUGCUCUAAAUUGGAAAUUGUUCUUCCGGGCAAUGAAGUUCCAAAGUGGUUCAGAUAUUUUUCCUUUGAAGAGCCAACAACAUUUGAAUUUUGUUUUGAAAUUCCUCUAAAUUUACAAGGGGAUAUGUUGUCAGGAUUGGCUCUAUCUUUUGUUCUUGAACCACCAAUUGAUCAUCCUCAUUAUAUUUCCAUCAGCGGAAUACCACAGUUUAAAAAAAAAGUUUUCUGGUAUGGCAAGGACAUGAAGGCAGCUCAUGUGUGGCUCAUGUUAGUGGAUUUAGACGAGCACAAGCAGCAGGGAGAUAUUUGUCAAGUUAUAUUUUGUUUCCAGAAAGGCACAUGCAUUAAAAGCUGCGGGGUGCACCCCUUACUAGACGAGUGGUUGUAAUAUAAGGCUAGCCGACAUUCACCUCUUCCAGACCCUGCGUAAAGCGGGACCCUUGUGCACUGGGUACGACCUUUUUUAGACAACCAAGACGAACAGCUUCCCUUGUCUUUGGGACCAACGAGUAGUCUUGGGAAGAGGCCUCGUCCAUAUGGAUCCUUAGAUAUCAUCGAUGAUGAAUAUGAUCAUCAGCAAUAACAGCUUUCCUUAUCUUUGAAGCCAGCGGAUGAUCAUCCGAAGCGCAGGCAGAUUGAUCUCAAUGUUCCUAUUCAUAUUGAGGAGGAGGAGCAACGGCAACCGUCCACUUCAGAUGAUCUACAAUUUCUGAUAUAUUAGGAGUUUGUGUACGCACAUAUACAUAAAUUAAUGUAUGAGUUCGUUUGCACUUUUCUAAUCUUUAAAACUAAGAGGCCGUUUAAUGACCAUUUCAGGUUCUAGUUUCCAUUUUUUAAAACUAAUAACCGAGAACUCGUUUGGUAA
Messenger RNA from Malus domestica (apple), 3201 nucleotides. The record is from RefSeq and is a predicted model, not a curated record. NCBI's taxonomy places the organism in Eukaryota, Viridiplantae, Streptophyta, Magnoliopsida, Rosales, Rosaceae.